GCUUCCGCGUUCUCUCUAUUUAAGGAUUAUUUCGACAAGAAGUUGGGCGCCUUGAAGCGCGAUAUUCAAGACGAGUUGUGCAGUAAUACCGAUUCUGUAGCCAAAAAGUUCAAAGAAGAAUACAAGAUCACUUUUAGAUACGAAGGUAAUAAGAAACAGUUUCAAUUCAACUCCGACCUUGCAGCGAAGGUAAAGUUGGCGUCAGCUGCCCUCGGAAAGAGAAAAUUAGACCUUGUUAAAACUCACCUGGAAGAACUAGAAUCUGACAUCAAGAAGCGCAACAAACGUAUCAGACUGAAAGACAAAUCCUCCGCCGGUUGGGAUUUGGUGAACGAGUAUUUAUCUGACGAACUGGCUAGCGGGUCAGAGGUCGAGCAGAGGGCCCUUCGUAAACGCAGCCAACGCCAACAGAAAGUGAAGCCAUCCAAGCAAGGUUAUUCACAACUCCAAUCAUCUACCGCAACCACCGCGUUUUUUGGCCAACAUUCAUCAUCCUCCACACCUAUUUCUCGUACUCUUGGCGCUUUCAGCAAACCAAGACCAAGUGAUAUUUGUUUCGCCUGCGGCCAGCAAAGUCAUUGGAGGUCUCUGUGUCAAGUUAAUCCUCAAGCCAGAUCUUCAAGCUCCGGCCGUCCUUUCCUAGGUCUGUUGGUCUUUCGGGCAUUGGAGUUAAAUAGGACCACAGAACUGUCUCGAUAGAGUUUUCAGGCAAGAAGAGGCUUACUCUGGACUUACGUCAUGUCAAUCAUUUCAUUUGGAAACAGAAGUUUGGUUGUGAAGAUUGGAGAGUUUUAUUAUCAUAUGUUAAUAAGGGCCAUUACCUUUUCAGUUUCGAUCUCAAGUCUGGGUAUCACCAUAUCGAUAUUUUUCCGGAUCAACAAACUUUUCUGGGUUCUCCUGGUUUUUUUCUGGUACCGUUCGGUAUUUUUGUUUUGCAUCACUUCCGUUCGCUCUUAGCUCAGCCCCAUACGUCUUCACCAAGUGUCUUAGACCACUCGUUAAGUUUUGGAGGUCUAACGGGAUUAAAAUUGUUGUGUUCCUCGACGAUGUGUGCGGAAAAGGGGAUUCACUGCCUAUGGCCAAGGAAAAUUCAUUGUUUGUGCAAUCAUCCUUAAGCAGUGCAGGGUUUGUUGCCAACUCCGCCAAAUCACUAUGGAACCCCACCCUUUUGCUUGUUUGGUUGGGUCUAAACUGGGACUUAGUUACCGGUACCAUUUCUAUUACCGAUAGACGUAUUUCCGAAUUUAUCGCUCUGAUUGACAAAUUUCUUCUAUCCGCACCUUAUGUUACGGCUCGGGAUUGUGCCGUUAUUGCAGGUCAUGUUAUGUCCAUCAGGGGCACCCAACGGCAAUUUUCGGGAAAAUAUCUGUUCGGUUUGAGAUCUAGAAUUUUCGGAGCAUUUGUUGUAAAAUUUCUUGCUUGCCUGCCUCUCCUAGGAUUUUCGAACAUCUACAAAAUGGUAUAAUUACUCAUUUUUAACGGAUUUUGGAACUAAAAAAGGCUCCCUAUAAUUUUCGGGAGCCUUUUUUUUUUUUUUCUAUAAUUUUCGAGAAGGUAAGUUUUUAUCCCUAUAAUUUUCGGAUCACUAGAUUUUCAGCUAAGAGAUCCGAACAGAUGAAAAAUUUUUAGGGGACAAAAAUAUGCCUAUAUCUACCGUUUGAAUGCUAAAAUACGUUCAACAAUGCUAUGUUAAGUGGUUUUGAACUAUAUCCUCGUUGGGUGCCCCUGGUCCAUGUAGCCAGUUUUGGGUACCAAGUUUUGAGCAUGGUCAUGUAUUGCUAACCUGACUCGUCUCAAAACCCGUUUUCUUUACGAGGUCAUAGAAUCCCGCCAUAGUUGAGAUUCCCGUUUUAAUAUCGGGCUUCAUAAUGAUUGCCUCUCUGAAAUAUUUUUCUGGAAAAACAAUAUCGUUAGUCUUAAUAAGAGACCUAUUUUGCCUUAUUAUCCUCCCCUUUUGUUUAACUAUUCGGACGCUAGCAACGGGGCUUUUGUUGUGGGCACUAAUGAGGUGUCCCAUCGUAUGUGGACUGCUGGUGAAGCAGCUAAGAGCUCUACUUGAAGAGAACUUAAGGCUACACAAUUUGCCUUAAGUGCGUUCAAAGCCUUGGUUCUGGGUAAGAGUGUAAAGUAGCAUUCUGACAGCCAAAUGGACCGUUUGUGCUGUGGAGAUAGGGAGCCCUAGUGCAGGAUUGCAUUAUAUUGCGCUUGAUAUUUUCUAUUUUUGUCGAAUUUACAAUAUUACACUUAUUCCCCAGUGGGUUCCCAGGGAACGUAAUGCUUGUGCUGAGGCGAUUUGCCACAUUGUAGACUUCGAUGACUGGUAUACAACCCCCGAGUUCUUCGCACACUUGGACCGCCUUUGGGGCCAACAUACAGUCGACAGGUUUGCGAAUGCUGCCAACGCCCAUCUUCCCAGAUUUAAUUCUAGGUUUCGCGUACCCGGCACUGAAGCUGUUGACGCAUUUUCAAUCUCGUGGAAUGGAAAGAAUGAUUGGCUAGUCCCUCUAGUCCAC
Messenger RNA from Porites lobata, 2513 nucleotides. NCBI's taxonomy places the organism in Eukaryota, Metazoa, Cnidaria, Anthozoa, Scleractinia, Poritidae. The record is from the annotation of a GenBank genome assembly.